Lontra canadensis (Northern American river otter) is the source of this 1480-nucleotide messenger RNA. RefSeq names its product Bardet-Biedl syndrome 5 (gene BBS5). The transcript is spliced from 12 exons. Gene Ontology annotation, molecular function: phosphatidylinositol-3-phosphate binding. Gene Ontology annotation, cellular component: ciliary basal body; BBSome. Gene Ontology annotation, biological process: cilium assembly; intracellular transport. The record is from RefSeq and is a predicted model, not a curated record. The coding region runs from base 206 to 1168 and encodes 320 amino acids. Lineage: Eukaryota; Metazoa; Chordata; Mammalia; Carnivora; Mustelidae.
UUUCUGGAGGAGGCUGCGCUCCCACAGCUCACGGCCCUCGCGAGAGCGGGAGGAGGUUUGAGCCUGUGGUCCCCGGGAGACCCCAGACUGGCCUGGCCAUUGUGGGAACUCAUCUCAAUGAAACCGUUUCAGAGAUCUGGGGAAAGAGAAUUCCUGGCAGAGAAAGGGGGUACCGGGCACCUAGCGGGAAACUGAGCCCAAACAAAUGAAAACAAGACCUGGAGAAGUCCUUAUUGAUUGUUUAGAUUCAAUUGAAGACACCAAAGGAAAUAAUGGGGAUAGAGGUAGACUCUUAGUAACAAAUUUAAGAAUUAUCUGGCAUUCUUUGGCAUUACCCAGAGUCAAUCUUUCUAUCGGUUACAACUGCAUAUUGAGCAUUACAACAAGGACUGCUAACUCUAAAUUACGAGGCCAAACUGAAGCUCUUUAUAUACUAACAAAAUGUAACAGUACUCGUUUUGAGUUUAUAUUUACAAAUUUGGUUCCUGGAAGUCCUAGACUUUUUACUUCUGUGAUUGCAGUACACAGAGCGUAUGAAACUUCUAAAAUGUAUCGUGAUUUUAAAUUGAGAAGUGCACUAAUUCAAAAUAAGCAACUACGAUUAUUACCACAAGAACAUGUAUAUGAUAAAGUCAAUGGAGUAUGGAAUUUAUCCAGUGAUCAGGGAAAUUUAGGAACCUUUUUUAUUACCAACGUGAGAAUCGUGUGGCAUGCAAAUAUGAAUGACAGUUUUAACGUCAGCAUACCAUAUCUACAAAUUCGUUCCAUAAAGAUUAGAGAUUCAAAAUUUGGUUUAGCUCUUGUCAUAGAAAGUUCUCAGCAGAGUGGAGGAUAUGUUCUUGGCUUUAAAAUAGAUCCUGUGGAAAAACUACAAGAAUCAGUUAAGGAAAUCAAUUCACUUCACAAAGUCUAUUCUGCCAGUCCUAUAUUUGGAGUGGAUUAUGAGAUGGAAGAAAAGCCACAGCCCCUUGAAGCUCUGACAGUUGAACAGAUUCAAGAUGAUGUAGAAAUAGACUCUGAUGAUCACACGGAUGCUUUUGUGGCUUAUUUUGCUGAUGGCAAUAAGCAACAAGAUCGUGAACCUGUAUUUUCAGAAGAACUGGGGCUUGCAAUAGAGAAAUUGAAGGAUGGAUUCACCCUACAGGGACUUUGGGAAGUAAUGAGUUGAUCUUGAGUUGAGCUGGAUUUCUAUUUAAAGAUAUCUCAAGAUUAAAGAUACUUAGUUGCCUGCUAUAAGGCAUGGAAUAGUUUUUACUUUUACAGAAAAAGCCUUUAAAAAAGAGUUUUUUAAUGAUUAAGGAAAAACUCAUUUAUCUAAGAUUUUAUUGCCACUUUUCUAAAAAUUGUAUUUAAAAUUGUAAUCAAAAUGUAUCUGGUUUGUAAAUAUGUUUAUUUUGUACCUAAUGCUUGUAAAUUAUUAGUCUGCAGAUAUUAAAUGACUGUAUCAUGUUGGGUUUAAUAAAGAAUUUAUGCAGCACCA